AUGACCGUAUAUAAUUCGAUUUCCAUGCAAUUCAAACUAUUCUUCGAUGAACGAAAGACAUUUCUGAAAAAAAUAAUACCAGAAAUGGUGAUCAGGGCCAAAAUUCCUUAUUUUUUUGAUUUAAAAUUUAAGUUAUUUGAUGAGAAAGAAAAGGAAGAAAUUACUUCUAAUGAUGUCAAUGAGUUGCUUGGUAAAAUUGCUCAUGCUCUUCUGAAUUGGAACUUUUGGAAAGGUUACGAUGUUUCUCCACCCAUUUUUAUCAUUGAUGAAGCAAACUUGCUUAGCCAACUUGGUGACAGUUUGAAGGAAGGAGCAGUUCUUCUUAAAUCAUUUCUUAACUGGCUUGUGGCGAAUAUGAAACAAGAAAAACGUUUUCACGCUGUGCUUACCUCUUCCGAUCCAUUCUUUUUUAACUGGAUCAUAAAUCUUUUGCAUAUCCCACAUGCAACCUUAUAUAUUGUUGGAGAUUUGAGUAAGGAAGAAGCUGAAAAAUAUUUUGAAAAGCAUGUUCUUCCUCAAUAUGAAUGCAAAGAACUCGAAGGCAAUUUUGACCACGUUUGCAGAAUAACAGGCACACGUAUGCUGAUUAUUAAUAGGUAUAUUAAAGAAUACAAACUUUUCAAAGGAAAGUUUGCAGAUAGUAAAUUUUCAAUUUACAGAUCAGAAUAUAAUAAGUUGAAGUUUGGUCUUUAUCCCGAGGACUUGAAAUGUUCAGAUAAGCCCAAUCCACCUCUUUGA
Funneliformis caledonium is the source of this 738-nucleotide messenger RNA. Lineage: Eukaryota; Fungi; Glomeromycota; Glomeromycetes; Glomerales; Glomeraceae. The record is from the annotation of a GenBank genome assembly.